Molecule: messenger RNA, 1076 nt
Organism: Erigeron canadensis
Lineage: Eukaryota; Viridiplantae; Streptophyta; Magnoliopsida; Asterales; Asteraceae
Product: tetraspanin-3-like
Exons: 2
Coding region: 93-953 (286 amino acids)
Biological process (GO): auxin-activated signaling pathway
Cellular component (GO): plasma membrane; plasmodesma
Source: RefSeq, a predicted model, not a curated record
UUCACACCAUCUGCAUCUGCAUCUUCACAUUCAAACACAACCUAAAAAAAAAACAUACAUUUCUAAACACACAACUAAAAAAACAAAUUAAAAUGAGAACAAGCAACCACUUAAUAGGCUUACUAAACUUCCUAACCUUCCUACUCUCAAUCCCCAUUCUCGGGGGUGGCAUUUGGCUAAGCACGCGCGCAAACAACACAGACUGCAUGAGCUUUUUACAAUGGCCCAUCAUCGUUAUCGGCAUCUCCAUAAUGGUGGUCUCUCUAGCUGGGAUAGCCGGCGCGUGUUACCGCAACACUUUCUUGAUGUAUCUUUACUUGUGGGCCAUGUUCGUUAUUAUAGCUGUUUUGAUUGGUUUUAUCAUCUUCGCUUAUGCUGUGACUGAUAAAGGAUCCGGGCGACCUGUUUUGAACCGGGUCUACCCGGAUUAUUAUUUGGAAGAUUAUUCGGGUUGGUUGAAGGAUCGGGUUGCUAGUGAUGGAUAUUGGGGUAAAAUAAGAUCUUGUAUUCAUGACUCCAAAACUUGCCCCAAAACGGGUCGGGUUGUUGGUGGGUUUCCGGAGACUGCUGAUAUGUAUUAUCUUAGGAAGCUUAAUCCUAUUCAGUCUGGAUGUUGCAAGCCACCAACAGAAUGUGGAUACACUUAUGUGAACGAGACAGUUUGGAACCCAGUGAAUGCAGCUACUAUACCCGGCAAUCUUGAUUGCAACCGGUGGACCAACGACCAAGACCAAUUGUGCUACAACUGUGACUCGUGCAAAGCCGGGGUCUUAGGGAGCCUAAGAAAAAGUUGGAGAAAGGUGUCAGUUAUCAACAUCGUUGUUCUAAUCAUCCUAGUUAUUGCCUAUGUCGUUGCAUGUGGUGCCUUUAGAAACAACAAGAGAAUGGACAACGAUGAACCGUAUGGUGCCACCAGGAUGGAGAAAGCACGACCCACUCGGAUACAUUUCUAGUCAGUUUUAUAGUUUUGAUCGAUUUCAAAUUAUUCUUCUUCAUUUUGUAGGAAAAAUGUUUUUUUCUGUGUUUUUGUUUUCUGAAUUUGGGUUUGUUUUUAAUUGAAUAUAUGUAAAUAUGGU